This is a messenger RNA of Triplophysa rosa, 3331 nucleotides long. RefSeq names its product coiled-coil domain-containing protein 81-like. Bases 446 to 1786 code for a protein of 446 amino acids. Gene Ontology annotation, cellular component: centrosome. The transcript is spliced from 10 exons. Lineage: Eukaryota; Metazoa; Chordata; Actinopteri; Cypriniformes; Nemacheilidae. The record is from RefSeq and is a predicted model, not a curated record.
UACAUUUAUGUGCAGUAUGAAGUAUUGAUGAUCAUGAGUCGUGAGCGCAAUCUGCCAACUCUCUCUUGCCUGACUGGCGAAGGGUGUUUGUAUCAGCGGUUUGGGAACAUUUACAUUCUCCUUUGACAAACUUACACCGAUAUUUAUCCUGACUGAGAAACUCUGCCGCAUUUAUGGAUUCAAACAGAAGAAACGUCAAUGUUCAGGUCAGAAUCAUCGUACAAAUGGGAAAUAAAAACAUUCAACACUGAAUUUGUUUCUUAUGAUUCAUCUCAAGGUUUGUGCUUCAAUGGUUUACAUUUGUUUUGUUUGAGAGGACUUUAGAUUUACUUCACUAUCAUUUACCUGAGCACAUAGAAAAAUACAUUUGCUCAUGUCGUUGUGAGAUGAUGAUGAUGAUGAACAUUAUGGAGUGUUUGGAGCUGUCGUCUGUAGACUGAUAUUGAUGAUAUUAAUGGUGUCUGAUGUGUCAGAGGAUGUUCCUGUGGCUUCACUCAACUUCUCGUCACUGAGCGCUGACAGUCCGUAUGAACGUGACUGCGUGGAGGGAUGUGUACGUGAAACCAUUCUCCUGCUUCUCCGUGCGGCUUCUUCACUUCAGUCUGUAGCUCGUACGUUCCCUCGAAUCGGAGUUCUGACCUUCCAACAAACCCGAGUGAAGAUGAUCUUCUACCGUGACUUCAUCUCGGCUUUAGACGCCGCUGGGAAACUUUCAUUAGCGUCAACCAGCAGAGCCGGAUCUCAUUCAUCUGAGAGACAGAAGAACAUCACGAGACCUGCGACCACCAAUGCCAGAACGUCUGCUAAACACCCUGCGAGAAAAGAUCUAAAGACCGAACCUUCGUCAGCUCAACGGCAGCCCGAUGAAGAAGAUGGACGAGUUUAUGAAUCAUUUGGAUAUGCGGCAGCGUCUCGUGGCUCAGCAGACGGAGAGAUUGUGACAUCGAACACUGACAGAGUUGUGAAGCUGUCACAGCCGGCAGGAGACACGAUGAACGCGAUGACUGUAAAGAGUGAUGCAGGUGUGAACGAGACGUGCGCUGAUCACAGACGAGCAGGACAGGAGUUGUGUUACGUGUGCAUGCAGCGGGCUCGACGAAACAUCCCCCUAUAUGUACCAGAUGAUGAGAGAAAAAGAGCUGAACAGGAACAAGAGCGAGUCUUAAUGCUCAAUCAACAUCAGAAAGAUCUCCAGUAUUUCCAGAAACAAGAGGCGGACAGAAUGAAAAAGCGUGAAGACGGUCGACAGAUCGCGGCGUUUAAUCUGGCUCUUGCUGAAGUUCAGAGACGCAGGAGGACAUUUAACCAAUCACAUGGUUCGUACAUUUUUGCGAGUCAUCUCUGCACUCCGGACCACCGGCUGCAGCAGAGAGAUCCUGUGACUUUAGCUGAGCAGAGACUUCCAGCACACAAGAUCUCAGAAGAGCUGAGGAACAUCAGCAGAGCAAGAGACCAUCAGCUGAAAAGCUUGAACGACCAGAAGAGAGAACGAGAAAUCAUUCAGACAAACCACCAAGAAAUGUCAGAAGAGCGAAUCCGUCACUAUGAGAAGGUUCGAAACCUGCAGGUGGCUUGUGAGAAAAACUGGAAGCACCGCGUCUCCCUGAGACGUCAACGAGACCGAGAGGAUCUCCAGGACUUCAGGAGGUUUGGAUGUCAGAAUAUAACGGAUCAACUUGAAAAAUAUGAGCGAUGCAACCGAUGCAAACGCAGCACUGCCAACCGCGGCCAGAGCAACCUCUUCAGAGACACAAAUUAUCUGUCUGGAUCUCGCUUGAUGCUGUAGACCAAAAUAUUACAGAAACUGCUCGAUUUUCAGUGUAGACAUCUUAUGUAAAGCUUGCUGAGAGGGCCUGUGGUGUUAAUGAGUGGAUACACAUCAUUCACGUUGUAACGUUCUCUGUAAGACAUCAGUAGAAAAUAAACUUGUGUAUAAGUGAGCUAUAGAGAACGCACAAAGACUCUCCAUAUUUUAGUAAUGAUUAUACCACGGGGCUGUUGAAUGCUUCAAUCUGAUUGGUUGACAAACCUUCUAUGGGUAUGUAUUAACUUAAAGUAAAAUGCACACCUAUGAAGGUGUUCCAAGUCUGCCGACCACAUUACAGUUCCAAAUCACUUCGCCAAGUUUAAACAACAGAAAGGUUAUAGUGACGCCUACAGGCCAUUACUGCACACAGCACCCUGCCCGUGAUCUGACUUUUGUAACUUUACUGUUAAUGGAAACGUGCGCAGUUUCGUUUCAAUAAACAAAGCAUUUCAAAAACAAGAAAUACAUAGACUGAAAUCGAAAAAAAUAAAAUAACUAAAUAGAAAAACAAAAUGCAUUAAUGAACACUGAUAGCCUACUGGUUCCUCUUUAUGCUGCUUAUAACUGAUAACAAAUAUAUUUUGAUAGACGUACUCUUUCAAAAGUUUGCGGGAUUUUUUUACUCCUUAAGAUAGAAACAAUAAGAGAAACGAAUAAAUAAUUUAUUAUCACCGGCUUUUCUGUCACAUUACCGCAAACACGCAGCUGUGCGCGCGAUCUCUCGCUCUCUCUCACUCGCGGCUCUCACUAAAUCCUUGGUGCUUCGAGUCUGACGUCAUCACGCAACCGUGUUUUUGGCAAGUUUAACAAUCAUAGGUAGUUUAGAUGGUCAGAAUUAGGUUAGGGUGUGGGUUAGGGUAAAGGUUUCGUAAGACGUGAAACACCAAGGAUUUAGUCAAAACCAACAAGCCACGCCCACGGAUCUGACUCGAAACACACGUGGCUCAAGCUUCCGAGACCGUUCGCUCUAACGGAAAUGAGAUGCGCAAGAAAGUAGUCCUACCACCAACAGCAUUUUACAGAUGAUAACACGACAAACAUUGAAAUGAAACAUUUGACCAUUGUCCUGUGGUGUGGUAACCGUGGUAUAAGCGGAAUAAUUGACAUAAUUGUUUUUAAAAAGUAUGAAUGGAUAUCUUUAUUUGGUUAGGAUUAUUUAUUCAAUCAAGAUCACAUGUAGGUCGUGUUUGGUAUCUAUAAAGUCUACAUUUGGGUAAGUCUUCUUUCCCCAAAUCAUUUACUUGAUCCGAAUAAUUAUGUUUAUAAUUAGAAAUAUUCCCCUUUUGGGCUAACACUUGUUUUCCUUGCACAGGGAAUGGUGGAAAUGUUAUCUGUGAGCAAAGACCAUUAUUAAACUUGACAUUAUUUGAUGGAGAUUGUAAUAAUGUAAAUCAUUUUGUAAAGGUUUUAACACUGUAGCGAAAAGCCCUUCACUGAUCUGUGUGACCUGUUAAGAGUUUACAUUGUGUGUGCGUCUUCUAUAAAAACAAACAAAGCUUUUGUGCUUUAAAUUGGUUGUUUUUU